Messenger RNA from Euleptes europaea (tarantolino), 2745 nucleotides. It is a transcript of the gene DTNA, whose product is annotated as dystrobrevin alpha. The record is from RefSeq and is a predicted model, not a curated record. Gene Ontology annotation, cellular component: plasma membrane; synapse. Gene Ontology annotation, biological process: synaptic signaling. NCBI's taxonomy places the organism in Eukaryota, Metazoa, Chordata, Lepidosauria, Squamata, Sphaerodactylidae. The coding region runs from base 252 to 2579 and encodes 775 amino acids. The transcript is spliced from 23 exons. Gene Ontology annotation, molecular function: zinc ion binding.
GAAUGCUUGUGAUUGGUAAGCUUUGCAAAUGCAUCUGCCAGCAGGACUUCGGUGGAAUGUGAAACCAAAUCAUUUACAAGUUAAAGAUAGACACAGAGGACGCAGCAUCUUGAGCCAGGGUUUAAAUUCAGUGUCUCUCAGCCUUCUAGUUUGGGAACUUUCCGUUUUUCCUCGUCAAGGAUUUUAUUAGUGUUUCUUCAGACAAUACAAGAACCCUUAGGGUACUGGAAUUAUUAGGGUGUCAGAAGACCAUGGUUCGUGCUGCAGGAAUGAUUGAAGACUGUGGGAAAAGAGGAACUACCAUGGCAGAAAGGAGGCAGCUGUUUGCAGAAAUGCGGGCUCAAGAUCUGGAUCGCAUCCGUUUAUCCACCUACAGAACUGCAUGCAAGCUUAGAUUUGUACAGAAGAAAUGUAACUUGCACCUAGUGGACAUUUGGAAUGUAAUAGAAGCACUGAGGGAAAAUUCACUGAACAACUUGGAUCCGAACAUAGAGCUGAACGUGGCUCGGCUGGAAGCUGUAUUAUCCACAGUUUUUUACCAACUCAACAAACGCAUGCCAACAACUCACCAGAUCAAUGUAGAGCAGUCCAUCAGCUUACUACUCAACUUCUUGCUGGCAGCUUUUGAUCCAGAAGGACAUGGAAAGAUUUCUGUGUUUGCUGUCAAAAUGGCUUUGGCAACACUUUGUGGGGGAAAGAUCAUGGAUAAAUUAAGAUAUAUUUUCUCCAUGAUUUCAGACUCCAGUGGUGUAAUGGUUUAUGGAAGAUAUGACAUGUUUCUGCGAGAAGUUCUUAAGCUUCCCACAGCAGUCUUUGAAGGUCCUUCUUUUGGCUACACAGAGCAAUCAGCAAAAUCCUGUUUUUCUCAACAGAAAAAAGUCACAUUGAAUGCUUUCUUGGACACUCUUAUGUCUGAUCCUCCACCACAGUGUCUGGUCUGGUUACCUCUUCUGCAUCGGUUGGCAAAUGUUGAGAAUGUCUUCCACCCUGUUGAGUGUUCCUACUGCCACAGUGAGAGCAUGAUGGGAUUUCGCUAUCGAUGCCAGCAGUGUCACAAUUACCAGCUCUGUCAGGAUUGCUUCUGGAGGGGACAUGCCAGUGGUUCCCAUAGCAACCAGCACCAAAUGAAAGAAUACACGUCAUGGAAAUCACCUGCUAAGAAGUUAACGAAUGCACUUAGCAAGUCUUUAAGCUGUGCUUCCAGCCGUGAGCCUUUGCACCCAAUGUUUCCAGACCAGCCUGAAAAACCUCUAAACUUGGCUCAUAUUGUGCCUCCCAGACCAGUCACCAGCAUGAAUGAAACACUGUUCUCCCAUUCUGUUCCCUCAGGAAGCCCUUUUACAAACAGAAGGUUACUUGAGAGUAUAAAUGUAGCCAGUCCUGAGACUGAUGAGCAUUCUCUUAUAAAGAUGUAUGUAAAUCAGCUUCACAGGAAUUCCUGCUCUCCUUACAAGAAUAAUGAAGUAGAGCAGAACAAAUUGCUGGCUAGGGCUGCUCCGGCUUUUUUGAAAGGCAAAGGGUUACAGUAUAGCCUCGAUGUUGCAGACAGGCUGGCUGAUGAACAUGUUCUCAUUGGGUUGUAUGUCAACAUGCUCCAGAACAACCCCUCACGUUUGAUGGAAAGUCCAAACCGUCUAGAUGAAGAGCACAAACUGAUCGCAAGGUAUGCGGCAAGACUGGCAGCAGAGACUACUUCAUCACAGCAGCAGCAGCAGAGAGGUGCUCCAGAUAUCUCAUUCUCUAUUGAUGCAAAUAAGCAGCAAAGACAGCUUAUUGCAGAACUUGAAAAUAAAAACAGAGAAAUCCUACAAGAGAUUCACAGGCUGCGACUUGAACAUGAGCAGGCAUCUCAGCCCACUCCAGAGAAGGCAGCCCAGAAUCCUACUCUCCUGGCAGAACUCCGGCUCCUUAGACAGAGGAAGGAUGAGCUGGAACAGAGGAUGUCAGCUCUACAGGAAAGCCGGAGAGAGCUCAUGGUUCAGUUAGAAGGCCUCAUGAAAUUGCUCAAGACCCAGGGGGCGGGCUCCCCUCGUUCUUCUCCCAGCCACACUAUCAGUCGGCCUAUCCCUAUGCCCAUCAGAUCUUCAUCUGCUUGCUCCACUCCAGCCCACACACCUCAGGACUCUCUGACAGGCGUGGGAGGAGAUGUCCAGGAAGCUUUCGCACAAGGCACAAGAAGAAAUUUAAGAAAUGACUUACUGGUAGCAGCAGAUUCUAUUACCAAUACUAUGUCUUCACUGGUGAAAGAACUCAACUCAGAAGCUGGAAGUGAGACAGAGAGUAAUGUGGACUCUGAGUUCGGUCGAACCCAUUUUGAUGAUCUUGUUCCAUCCCCAACUUCUGAAAAGGCUUUCCUUGCACAGAUCCAUGCCCGGAAGCCAGGAUACCUUCACAGCGCAGCAGCCUCUGGGACCAUUCGCAGUGAUAUGGUUACAGAAGAUGGAGACCCUUACGUUAGAACUGAUGAGGAAAACUAUGAAAAUGAUUCUGUGCGCCAGCUAGAGAAUGAGCUCAAGAUGGAGGAGUAUUUGAAACAGAAGCUACAGGAUGAAGCUUAUCAGGUCAGUUUGCAAGGAUGAGUACUCCAUCCUUGUAUUACUCUCCUCUGAAGCAAGCUGCAGUCAAAGAGACAAUGGAAGCGACGUGAGAACUGAUGAGGAGGAGAGCUGUACUCCAACUGGUGACAGAGAGAGCCCACCUGCCAGCUUCACAGAAGAAGCGCCACAACAAGCGCAGCCCCUCUGA